Molecule: messenger RNA, 4254 nt
Organism: Sphenostylis stenocarpa
Lineage: Eukaryota; Viridiplantae; Streptophyta; Magnoliopsida; Fabales; Fabaceae
Source: the annotation of a GenBank genome assembly
AUGGAUGAACAAGGUGGGGAAGACGAGUUCAGGAGGUGUAGCAGAAGUGCGUCGGGGGGGUGGAGGUGUAAGGAGAGGGCAAUGGGGGGAAGAAGGUACUGCGAGAGGCAUUGUUUGUAUUCACGGCAGAGAAACGAGAUUAAGAAGAAGAAAGUUGCCUCUGGGUGUAUUGGUGUGCCCCAGAAAAGAACAAAACAAAGAAAAAAACCUGAAGGUGAUUUGGAAAAUGGGGUUGUGGUUGGCGGAGUUGUUGGCAACGGGGCUAAAGGGUUGUUUGGCGAUCACGAUGGUGGUACCCAUGCUGUUGAGGAAUUUGCUGGGCUAUAUGGUGAAGGGAAUGACGGUGGGCUGCAUGUUGCUUUAGGCUGUGAAAGUUUUCGCCUUUGGGGUGAAGAAGAGGGUCAGCAUGUACAUGUGCAUGGUUUUGGGGGAGGAUUUGGCACUCUGGGUCAGGUUGAAGGACGGGUUCAAUGUCAGCCAUGGAGAAACGGAAAUGCUGGUGGGGUUUUUGAUGACGUCCAGGGAGGUCAUGCAAGUAGAGCUGGUGUGCAUGUUUGUGAAAAUGAUUUUCUGGAACUUACUUCUGAAGGUGUAGAAGGGCUAAUGGUUGAAGCUGAUUUUGAUAGUCUAUAUGAUCAGGGCUGUGAGGAAGAUGUGAUUUUCGUUGGCUCUGAUAUAGCCAUGCCCGACUCUGCUGCUCCUGGUGCUCCUGGUGGUACGGGGAUUCAUGGGUUGGGUAGUGAAAAUGCGUACGAGUUUAAAGGUGAAGAAGUUGUUGAGUAUGUAGGAAAUCCAGAUGGAUAUUGUAAAGUUAAAGGUGAAACUUUUGAUGGCAUAGAUGUGCCUGGGUCAAAGGAUAAACAUGUUCACACCAAUUGUAAAGGACAAACUGUUACUGGAAAUAAUAAAGCAGGAAAAAAUGGGAUGAAUAGUGUCACAGUUUUAGGGUCUGUCUUUAAAAUUAUUGAUGAAGGUGAAGUUCUGGAUGAGAUUGUAAGGCCAAUGAAAAGUGAUCGACCAAAGGAUUCAACUGGGAAGUGUAGUGUCGCAAAUCUAGAGUCUGUCUCUAAGGUUGGUGAAGAAAGUGCAGGGCUGAUUGAUAUCAGGGGGACAAAUAAAUGUGGUCGACGAAAGAGUUCAAAAAAGGUGAGUAGUGCCAUUGUUUUAGAGUCUGAAAGAUCAGUCUUUUCUGUUGAGGAAGAAAAGGCUGGUGAUGAAGUUGCAGGUCUGGGUGAGAUGUUGAGGCGGCCAAAGAAGCGUGGUCGACAAAAGGGUUUAAAUAGGAUGAGUAAUGUCACAGUUUUGGAGGAAGGCGAGGCUGAUGAUGAGGAAGCAUGUUUGGGUGAGAUUGUUAGGCCGAAGAAGCUUGGUCGACCUAAGGGUUCAACAAAUAGGAUGAGUAUGAUGACAGUUUUGGAGUCCGAAAGACCAUUGCUUUCUGUUGAGGAAGGUAAGGCCGGUGUUGAAGAUGCAGGCUUGGGUGAGAUCGUGAGGCCAAAGAAGCGUGGUCGACCAAAGGGUUCUAGGAAUGAAAAAUUUGUUUUGCAUGUAAGUGAUAAUGUUGUCGUCAAAUUUGCAGGAACCAGGACGCUUGGCCGACCAAUAGGUUCAAGAGGACGACCAAAAGGUUCAAGAGGAAGAAAUAAGAGUGUUGUGUUGGUUGGUAAUCAAGUUGUUGGUGAGAUAGCAGGACCCAGGAAGCGUGGCAGGCCAAAGGGUUCAAAAAAUAAAAUGAAUAAUAUUGUUGAGAUUGAUAAUAAAGUUGAGGUUGAAAAUGAGGUUGCGGGUUCAGGUGAGAUUGCAGGACGUAAGAAACAUGGUCGACCAAAAGGUUCCACAAAAAUUAAGAAGAAUGCUCUGGAGGUUAAUAAUGAAUUUGCUGGUGAUGGUGAGGUCAGAGGACUUAAGAAAUAUGGUCAACCGGAAGGUUCAAAGAAAUGGUGUACUGGUGUGUGCACUUCUAGCAAUGAAGUGGCAGUUGAGAUUGCAAGACAAGAUGUGGAAAACAAAAUGUCGAGCAAUCUGUGUCAAAAUGUUUUAGAUGAACUUGCAAGCCUAAAUAAUAAAUAUGGUCCGUCAAUGAGUACAAGAAGUGACAAGAAGAGUUUUGUAUUUCAGGGUCAGAUGUAUCCAGAGAUGUCUAGUUAUAAUCAUGUAAAAGGUGAUGAUGGAAGCACAAGUGGUUUGGAGAAAGAAAAAGGGACGCCUCGAGAACCAGUCAAAGAAAUUGAAAACAAUAAGAUUACAUGGUCAAUUGUUAAGCGUGGUCGCCCAAAGGGAUCAAGGAACAAGGUAAAACUAGCAGGUCAGGACAUGGCUUCUGAAGUUGUGCUUGCUGAUAUAGUUCUUUGUCCUGCAGAUUUGGGAACUGUUGCAACUUGUGCUAUAGGUGAGGAAAACAUAGGUUCUUUUCCCAAAAUAUCUGGCAGUGCAAAAUGUGUAGAUGGGGAUGACAAAUACUGUGUUAAACCAAAGCAUGGUCGACCAAAAGGAUCUAAAAAUAUGGUUAGAGAAGCUGGAAACAAUUUUGACAAGGGGCAAAAAACGCAUAGUAUGCCAAAGAAUUCUAAUAGAAAGGAAAAGGAGUCUGCUUACCAAUUUGAUUCACUGAUAGAGAGCCAUGGUCCUGUAGUAGAUAAAGAAGGAAAAAUUUCUGCUGAAUCUGCUUCCAGAAGUGAUAUAAGUCAACAGAAAAAGAAUUAUAGCCAACAAAAGAGUUUUAGAAGUACAAGACAAACAAUUAAGCAAAGCCAAUCAUGGGGUCUAAAAGAACAGACACCAGCUGGUGUUAAUAUAGUAGAUGAAAAUGAGUCCGAUGGUGUUACACAAAGAUCCACGAUAUAUGUGACAAAACAACCAUUACAAAAUCAGAAUAUUACUCGUUUCAGCAAAGUUUUGAGUAGGAUUAAGCCACAGAAGCAGGUGCUGGAAGAAUGCGUUUCAAUGCUAGAAGAUCAAGUAAAAGAGGUAAAGAAGUCCGAUUUUCUUCUUGAAUUCUCAGAGGAUCCUGGAAAUGAAAAUGCAAAAAGAACAGGAUUGACUGGUAGAACCAACUAUGAUCAGAAAAGACGUAGUGAAAGACUGAAAGCAUUGCUUAUCGAUGGCAAGAAUUUUCAGGGUGUUGGAGGGGAAGAAGCUAUAUACCAUGGAUUGGAAUCUAAAGUUUUGUUGAGUGAUACGGAGGCAAGGACUUUAAGGUGCCACCAGUGCUGGCGAAAAAGUAAGAGUGGUGUUGUCAUUUGCAUCCAGUGCAAGAGAAAGAGAUAUUGUUAUGAGUGCAUAGGAAAAUGGUAUCCAGAUAAAACUAGAGAGGAGAUAGAGACUGCUUGCCCCUUUUGUCUUGGCAAUUGCAAUUGUCGAUUGUGCUUGAAGGAGGAUAUAUCUGUGGUUGCUGGGACUGGUGAAGCAGAUACAGAUGUCAAAUUACAAAAGUUGUUUUACUUGCUUGACAAAAUUCUGCCUUUACUCCAUAGUAUCCAACGGGAGCAGAUAUCAGAAUUGGAAAUAGAAUCUAAUAUGCUUGGUUCACAUUUGCUGGAAGAGGAAGUUGUGCAGUCACUAAUUGAUGAUGAUGAGCGUGUUUAUUGUGACAACUGCAAUACAUCAAUUGCCAAUUUCCACAGAAGUUGUCCCAAUCCUAAUUGUCAGUACGAUCUCUGUCUAACAUGUUGCAUGGAACUAAGAAAUGAAUUUUACUGUGAGGAAAUUCCUGCUAAUGGCAAUGAAGGAACAGAUGAUACACCACCUGUUACUUUUUGGAGAGCAGAGAUAAAUGGUGGUAUUCCUUGCCCACCAAAAGCUAGGGGCGGUUGUGGUAGCACCAUUCUUUCACUGAGGCGUCUUUUUAAAGCUAAUUGGGUUGACAAAUUGAUUAAGAACGCGGAGGAACUUACUUUCAAAUAUAAACCACCUAAUAUUGAUCUAUCUCUAGGAUGUCCAAUAUGUCACAGAUUUGAGGAAGAGGCAGGACAGAAUUCUGUAAGGAAGGCAGCAUCCAGGGAUAUCAAUCAUGGUAACUUUUUGUACUGCCCAGAUGCUGUCAAUAUGGGAGACACAGAAUUUCAGCAUUUUCAAAGACACUGGAUGAGAGGUGAACCUGUAAUAGUUAGGAAUCUUUCUCAAAAGGGUAGCGGUCUUAGCUGGCAUCCAAUGGUGAUGUGGAGGGCUUUUAUGGGGGCGAAGAAGAUAUUAAAAGAUGAGGCAACUACUUUUAAAGCCAUUGACUGCUUAGAUUGGUGUGAGGUGCAUGCUUAG